AUGGUCGACGACGAGGAACGAGCGUUCCUCGCUUGGUUUACAGAGAAUGGAGGCUGGAUCGAUCCCAGUUUAUCGUUAGAAAAGAUACCGGGAAUGGGGCGUGGUCUUGUGGCGACACGACCAAUUGCAGAGAACGAGCGUCUCUUUACAAUUCCUCGCUCCAUGCUCAUGAAUUUAGAUACAAGCGCCUUAGCUAAAACGUGCCAGGCGGCGGAGAAAGCAAAACCUCCAAGUUCUGGGUGCUCAUGGCUCGAUAUAAUGAACAGAGGAUGGUGUCCCAUUAUCCUCAUGCUCAUGUGGGAACACUGGCGCGCGUCAUCAUUACAGACUAAUAAGCAGGAUAUGGCAUCCAUAUCAUGGGGUCCAUACUUUGGUAUCAUGCCGAAAGAAUUUUCUACUCCUAUGUUCUGGAACUCUGAUCAGCUGGAAGAGCUCAAGGGAACAGAUGUGGAAGACAAGAUUGGACGUGCUGAGGCUGAAUCCGACUACCACGAAUGUGUGCUCCCGUAUAUCCAACAAUAUCCGAAUGUGUUUCUUGGCACUUUGCCAUCAUCCGAUGUGCAAGCAGGAAUUGAUCGCUGGUACCAUGUGAACAUGUACCACCGGAUGGGCUCGUCUAUACUCAGUCGCAGCUUCCACGUAAAACGGGACCUGACGCAUGCUGAGCCCGACGAAGCAGACAUCUCGUCAGCUCCCGCUGAGGUCGCUGUUGUGCGUGCAAUGCCACAAAGCGAUCAGCAAGAUGAGUCGCAAAGGCCUCAUGAUGGAAUUGCGGAUGAGGAGGGCAGGGGGGCCGAAGAAGAUGAGGACGAGCAAGAUGAACAAGGCGAUGAACACGAAGAAAACGAAGGUGAGGACAAGGAUGAUGACGAGGAUGAGAACGAAGAAGAAGAGGAGGAUGAGGAGGAUGUUCGUGAUAUAUCAAUGGUGCCCAUGGCCGAUAUGCUAAACGCCAAGUUCGGAUCUGAAAACACACGCUGCUUCUACAAGCGCGAAGCGCUGGAAAUGCGGUGUACACGUGCCAUUGCUGUGGGCGAACAGUUGCUCAACACGUAUGGGAAUCCACCCAAUAGCGACCUGCUCCGCCGCUAUGGCUUUGUUGAUGAGCCGAAUCGUGGCGACCUGCUUGAACUUCCCGCAGAGAUCAUUGUCGACGCUGCAGCGGCAAAAUUGCGCCAAGUCACGGGUGCGGCAGGUGAUGCCGUUCGUGCUUGCCUAAUGCCACGUUUCGAAUGGGCAUGUACUGAACUUGGUCUUGAUGAAGUGUUCCUUUUAUGCCGACUCAGCAAGCCAACAGCGUUGCCACCAUACGCAGGGACCUUACCGAUCGAUGCACACAGUACCUUGACGUCGGCAAACAAGCGUGCACUGAGUCAUGCUGCUAGUGAUAUCUCCGAGGAUCUUAUUGGAUUUGUCAGGCUCUUGUGCCUGACGCAAGAAGGCUUUGAACGCGCAAAGAAGAAAGAGGCUCUCCCCAAGGCGCAACUCGAUGCCGUAGAGCCUUUGGAUAACCAUACUUGGCCUGGCUCGCCACCGCAAGGUGCGAUGAUUGCCGUGGCAUCCAUUUUGAGUGAUGCUCUGCUUCUUCGCACGCGUGCAUAUCCUACUUCGUGGCCAGACACGAGCAAAGCAUUGGUGGCGCAAUGCGAAAUGGCACCACCAGAGGACCGACGUCGCAUGGCCCUCGUUGUUCGUGCUGGUGAGCAAGCUAUUUUGCAGGAGCAUAACGUCGUACUUCAGUUGGCACUAGAGCAUGCACGCGCGCAAGCGAAUGCCGACAUGUCUAGAACAAAGCCGGACCAUGUCUCGACGAAAAAGGCCCGCCGCAUGUAA
This is a messenger RNA of Malassezia globosa CBS 7966, 1833 nucleotides long. RefSeq lists its product as uncharacterized. Gene Ontology annotation, biological process: peptidyl-lysine monomethylation. NCBI's taxonomy places the organism in Eukaryota, Fungi, Basidiomycota, Malasseziomycetes, Malasseziales, Malasseziaceae. The record is from RefSeq and is a predicted model, not a curated record. Bases 1 to 1833 code for a protein of 610 amino acids. Gene Ontology annotation, molecular function: protein binding; protein-lysine N-methyltransferase activity. The transcript has a single exon.